This is a messenger RNA of Paralichthys olivaceus (Japanese flounder), 4761 nucleotides long. The record is from RefSeq and is a predicted model, not a curated record. Lineage: Eukaryota; Metazoa; Chordata; Actinopteri; Pleuronectiformes; Paralichthyidae.
GUUUCAAAUGAACAAAAAGACGAAGGUGUGGAGAGAUUCAUUCCUGGUGGAGAGAGGGAAGUUGCUCCACCAGCGGGUGGAGGGAAAGGAAGUGACACAGGAGGAAAACUUCCUGCCCAAACACCAGCGAGUAAAAGAUCUGUGUCAGAGAGCCGAGUACCAGACGCCCUGUCAGCAGACUGGACAGAAGUGGCAGUGUGUGGAGGACGCUACGGGUAAACUACGACUCUUCAAGUGUAAGAACGAGGGGGGAUGGGCGAAGAGCUUCCAGAGGGGUGUGACUGACCCUCAGCGGCCAAUCAGCAUCAAGUCUCAGCUGUACCAUCGCAACUCAGACGCUUGUGACUGCGACUUCCGCGACCUUCGACCUCUGAACCCGCGACCGUCCGUGAUGAGGCCGUUCAACAACAAACCUUUCUUCUCCAAGAAAAAGCUCAAAGCCAUGAAGAGUUACUCCAGGAACCGUUACACUCGAUCCAUAUCCAUGAUGAACAGUUACCCUGGUAACCACAGUCUGGUGGGCGGGUCAGAGGAGCCCGAGGAGGAGUUCAGCGGAAUGGGAGGGCCCCCCAGUGUUGUGGUCCCGCCCAACUCCAUCAAAGUCACUCACAGAUGUUCGAUUCUGUCCAACGCCACCGUGAAGUGUGACACCGGAGUGUAUCAGUCUCUUCAGGCCUGGAAGGAUCACAAGCUGCACAUCGACCACGAGAUUGAGACCCUGCAGACGAAGAUAAAGAACCUCAGAGAGGUCAGAGGUCACUUGAAGAAGGCCCGCCCCCUGGAGUGUGACUGUAAUAAAUACCUGUAUAAAUCCAAAGUGAAGAACAAGCUGAGGUACCGCGGCGGCGGCGGCCUGCAUCCGUUCAGGAAGGGCGGGGGUCGGGACAAGAAGGCGUGGCUUCUGAAGGAGCAGAAGAGGAGGAAGAAGAUGAGGAAAAUCAUCAAGAGGAUCAAGAACAAUGACACGUGUUCGAUGCCUGGACUCACCUGCUUCACACACGACAACCAGCACUGGCACACUGCCCCCUACUGGACGCUGGGUCCUUUCUGCGCAUGCACCAGCGCCAACAACAACACUUACUGGUGUCUGAGGACCAUCAACGAGACUCACAACUUCCUGUUCUGUGAGUUUGCCACCGGCUUCCUGGAGUACUUCGACCUCAACACAGACCCAUACCAGCUGAUCAACGCCGUCAGCUCUUUGGAUCGGACGGUUCUCAACCAGCUCCACGUUCAGCUGAUGGAGCUCAGAGGCUGCAGGGGACACAAGCAGUGUAAUCCUCGCACACGCUCAGUGGAGCUGGCAGAAGGACGAGAACAUGGCAGCUUUGAUGACUACAGGGUGUUUGAGAGGAGGAAGUGGCCGAGAGUCAAGAAACCUUCAUCGUCUCGAACCCUUGGUCCGAUCUGGGACGGCUGGAAGGGUUAAGAGCCUCCUGAUUGGUUGGAGCAGGCGCCCUGGCCCCGCCUGCUGCAGCCUGAAGGAGCAGGGACCUCUCCGGUCAACCAAUCAGCUUCUGCCAUUUCUGUGACAUCGCUAGGCCCUCCCACCCUGCUGCUCAGGGAGACGCGACAACGCACCUCUUCAUCAGCUGCUGCUCCUCAUCCCCCUCCCCUUGCUGAGGAUGAGGAGGAUGUAAUGACGAAGAGGAGACGGAGAAGUAGACGAGAAAACUCCACAGACAAGUCGUUAGAGGCCAAUAAGAUUGAAACAAAUAGAAAACAGAACAAACACUCCUCCUCUUCCUCCUCCUCCUCCUCCUCCUCCUCCUCCUCGGGGGACGUCCCAGUGGCCAUAUUUGUUUGACAUAUUCAUAUUUAGUCUCUAACAGCAUGUAAAGACGAUAAAGGACCAGUUCGUCCUGUUUUUGUCGUGAAACUGAGACAGAAGCAGACAAACGUCCACCACUGUGACAUCACCGCCAUGUAAACGUGAUGUCAUUCCUUCUUUUUCUUUAUUCUUCCAUUAACUUGAGCAUUGGUUACCGUGGUGACCAACUGAGACAGACAGUCGUACUAACCUCUGCUGACUGGCUAUAGAUCCCAGGAUGCAACACGCUGACGAGAACUUUUUGGAGCAAGAGAAAGAACAAGGACAAAAAAAGACAGCAGGGGUUCGAAAUGACUCCUGAGCCAAUCAGAAGAGGACUACAUGAUGAUGUCACUGCAUCCAGAAGGUGUCACAGCUGUUUGAAAACUACAGGAAAUUUCUUUCACUGUAAAUCAUCACAUUGUUUUGUUAACCAUCAAACAUCACCAUCCAAUCAUCAUCAAUCCUCAGAUUAUUAUUAUAAUUAUGAUUUUUUUCUUUAUUCUUAACUUUGAAUUUCUGCCGUCACCUCAAACAAACUGGUCAGAAACAUCCAGAGUUAAAAAUAAACAGUGACGAUGUAAAAUAAAGUUGUAGAAAAAUAAAACUGGAUUCACACAAGAAGAGAAAGUAAGAUUUGACUAUUUUAAGGUUCAGUGUGUGAGAUAAGGUGUUUUUUUUUGCAGAAACUGAAGCUGCAACAUGAAACUUCACCUGUAGAUGUCACUAAAUUCUUCACACUGAACCUUUAAAGUAAAACACAGAUUUGGUUUUAGAAAUAUAAAAUAUAUAAACUUAGUAUAUAAAGACAUAAUGACGGGAUCAGAUCUGCUCCUCGGAUACUUUUACACUGUUAAUUUCCAUUUAAAUAUCUGACUGCGUUCUUUCUUAUUGUAACUCUGUAUAAUUUCCUACAUUUCCCAGAAUGCCGUUCAGCAGGUGUAUAGAUUGUUACUGGGUGGAGGGAAGCACUUGUUGUUGCCUGUUUUAUUUCUUGGUUUGGCAGAAAGAAGAGAAACUUCAUUGAUUUGCGGAGUGAACAAAGUGAAACAAGGCACAAACAAAAACGUCCCUUCGUCCGACUCGUGGGUUUGUGGGUAAAUACUGUAGACUGUAAAUAAAGAUGGACGACACCUACUCCAUUUUGUAAAAAAACUGAGCCAAAACAAAUAAAGUGCAAAGAUUUAGACUUUUUAGUUUGGUCCAUGUCCAACCUGCUAAUAUGGAGGAGGCAGAGUUUUUUUUACCUAUUCUGCAGCCAGCCACCAGGGGGUGAUCUAGAUGAUUUGGCUUCACUUUUGGGAGCUGUCAUGUCGUCCAUCUUUGUAUCUAUGGUUGUUUCCUUUAACGCAGCAACACAGACUUUACCGCGAUGCUGCUCGUCCGGUUGAACGUGGUGAUGUCAUUGUUGCUAAACUGUUUUGGUUCCGUUGCUUCGGUUAAGUUGCCGUAGAAACAAAUUCAGAUCCCGUCUAACGUCGAACAUCACGAGGACCUGGAGUUCGUUUUCUGUCUCCUUCUCUUUGGCUUUGCGUGGACAGCUAGCAUGGCACGUUAGCGUGAGCUCUGUUAACGAAAGUUGAUUCCGUCACAGGGACGAGACUCGAACAUUCUGAAGGCUCCUUCCACUUCCUCCAUUCGUCCCCAGAAAGAGAAAAGGCUCCAACAGGUGAAUCUUGUUGAACUAUCCCAGGAUUCAUUGUGCUUCAGGGACAAACCGGUUUUAUUCAAACGGGUAACAAACGAGGAGACGUCCGAUCCUUAAGUAUCAGGCUUCAAUUUAAGUGAGCGCUACACGUUAAAAGACCAACGGGCACUAAAACUUCUCAUUGCGUCCAAAUUCAGCUCUGUUGCUAGGCAACAUUAGUAAGGGGCGGGACGAGCUGGUGACUAAUGGUUCUUAUUCACUUUCUUGAAUCACAUGAAACGUUCACAAUGUCUGAAAUUGAAAAAGAUGCUUCUAAGAUCUCGGGUCUGGAGAACGUGAAGGAAUCGACCCAGGCUGUGUUUUAAUUUCAAUACAGACUCGAUCCAGGAAGUGCACUGCUGCCUCCUGCUGGUUCAAAACAUGAAUCAUUUGUGGAGGAAGUGAAAUCUGAUCACGCGGAGAAACGUGUGAACGGAUCCACAUGAAAGUUUUCGGUUUAGUGUUUGAGAACAAUGCUGACGUCAUGGUUACGGAAACGAAUAUUAUUGUUGGAGAUGGUUUGUGGUGUCGAUGUCAUUCUUUGGUUUUAUGCAUCUGGAAAAACAACCUUAUUAUGGGAUGUUGACCCGUCUCGUGGUUAACUUCCUCUUCUGUUGUGUUUCUAUUCUACGGUUGAUUUGACAGUUUCUCACCCUUCAGAUGCAAAAUCUCACAUUUGUUAUUGUUUCACUUGAUGUUUUCUACGAUUGAAUCCCUCCAGAACUCGUUGUUGAUCCACAGGGAGAAGAAACACAACACCGCACAGCUGUCAUCACAACAUUGUGUAUUUUUCUAAGUGUAGAAGUGUUUGAGCGUGAUUCCUCCUUCCUGUGAGAAUGCAGCUAACCCGUCUGCUGUCUGUCUGUAGAGUUUUAUAUUCUAACCUCAGAUGUAUUUCGCUCUGCGGUGCUAUUUGCUGUCUAACAACUAUCUAGGAAAAACCUCCUGGUUGUGUUUGAAUGUAUUUGUAAAUGUUUAGGUGUGUUUUUUUUUAAAGAUGAGCACUCGAACCGGCCAAGUGAGACUGGACCGACUUGCACACACACACACACACACACACACACACACACACACACACACACUGAAGGACAAACUGCUGAGCACUUUGAUUGGAGGAUGGAGGGAUGAACGGACCGGUGGAGGGUUCAUGGUGACACUUGAUGAUGCAGCCAGUGAUACUGAUCUAACACACCUGUACAUUCACCCGCUGACCUGUGGGGACAGUGAUUGGUUAUAGUUUGUGAAUAAAGUGUUGAAUGCCAAA